This is a messenger RNA of Rotaria socialis, 870 nucleotides long. The record is from the annotation of a GenBank genome assembly. Lineage: Eukaryota; Metazoa; Rotifera; Eurotatoria; Philodinida; Philodinidae.
AUGGCAGCCAGCAAGAGCCGUGCAUCCACUACAGAAAAUAAGGAUGGUGAUUUAGCUGAUAGUCCGAAGAAGUCACCUGAAAUUAAAACAAGGUUAUUGGUUGGUGAAGGUAAUUUUUCUUUUACUAGGGUGCUAUUAGAAAAGCAUCCUUUUAAAAAUGAGAAAAUCCUUGCUACUGAGCUGAAAACAGACUAUGAAAUAUAUGUGAAACCUGAAUAUAGGGGCGACGGUGAACAUAGAUACAAAACGAGAGCACGUGAAAACCAUGAAGAUGUCAAAAACUGCCUAAACGAAUUGAAAUCAAUAAGCAACUUAACUCUUCAAUUCGGAAUCGACGCAACAAAACUCGAUGAGCACUAUGAGGGUCGACGAUUUCAUCGAAUAUAUUUCAACUUUCCAUGCGCACCUGACAUGACGGAAACAGCGAAGAUGGUCGAAAAAUUUUUCAUAUCUGCUAGAAAAGUACAAAGAAGAGGUCAUCAAAUACUGUUGACACUUGUAUGUCGACUCGAUAGCAAUAACGAAACAGAUGAAGAGCAACGCAUAUAUUGGCAUGGACGUAUUUACGGCAUAGUAAAAGCAAGCCAGGCAGGUGGUUAUCGUUUGAUUGAAAAACGACGCUUCAGUGAUUCCACGAAUGAAAAAGACCCACACCGUUAUGGUAAAAUGAAAUCUGGUAAUAAAUAUAUACAUGAGCGCACAAAGCGUGAAGAAUCGUGCGGGUAUGCUGAAGACGCACGACAAUAUGUAUUUGAAAAAGUCAAACGCUUCGAAUACAAUGAAGCAGAUAUUGUCUAUAUCAAUCGUUAUCACAACCCAUAUUUCAAAAAAGAUAUGGAUAAUAGUCCAAAUACAGAUGAUGAAUCUUGA